AUGGUCAAGCAUUUGCCGCCCACGGUCAAGCAGCUCUUAACCCUCCGCAACCCACAACCUCGCGCCGCGCCACAAUCAUCGAGGUUGAAUGCUGUUCUUACUACAACCUACCAGGACGCCAAAGCCAAGAAAGCGGAGAAGGGCUGGUUAACUCUCGCUACUUGUACCCUUCUCACUGCAAACGCACCCCCUGCUAUAGGCCAUCUCUACCGCUUCGCGACGCGGGACGAGCCGGACAACGCUUCCUCGCGGCGAGGCCUGCCGGAGGCUUUGGACAAGGCCGCACUCAUGCGCGAGUCCGCGCUGAAGAGCUGCAUCUUCGUGGGCGUACCUCGCACCAUCCUGUCCCUUGCGAAUCUCCACGAAGCCAUCGAAGACGACGUCAAGGCCGGCCUUCGGAAGGCUCCCUCGCCUAAAAGGGCGGCGACUCCCGAGAACGUCGAGACCAUCGUUGCGCGGGGUCGGGGCCUCUGGGCCACCAUCUACGAGCCGCAUGCGGAGAAAUUGUACAACAAGCUGGGCGGGUACCAUCCCGAUUUCAUUGAGUUCAUCAUACAGGCUUACGGCACCGUCCUCGCCCCGCUCCCCGGCGGAGAUGCUGAGCAGGGCAACCUCAGCCGCGCCCUGGGUUCGGUCGUCGGAACCGCAUGCCUGAGAGCGGAAGGAGGGGUCGGGCCGCAACUUGUGAGCCACGUCUUUGGGCUGCUCAAGGCCCGGCACGUCCAGGGCCUGAGUGCGGAAGAUUACUGGCUCGCUUCCGACGAGGGAACGGAAUGGGUCGUCCGGACGGUCGACAGCAUACUCGAUGUCGUCAAGCCGGAGCUGGGCGACGGGACCGCCGCGCAGGCGAAGUUGUGAGCAUCUGGAUACUGCAGACUUCUAGCUCCCUCGCGGUAUGUGCGUGGCUUGCGGCUUACGGUAGAUCGCGAGAUGAGAUGUUGUUAUGUCGCUACAAAGGAGCCUCGGAGUCG
Molecule: messenger RNA, 971 nt
Organism: Dichomitus squalens LYAD-421 SS1
Lineage: Eukaryota; Fungi; Basidiomycota; Agaricomycetes; Polyporales; Polyporaceae
Exons: 5
Coding region: 1-858 (285 amino acids)
Source: RefSeq, a predicted model, not a curated record